UAUAAACCCGCGAGAAGGAAACGGAAAGCUCAUCUGAACGUUCGUUUUUAGGGGAAGCCCUCGAAAUUGCUUUCGUCUCCCUUUCUUUCUUUCUUUGGAUCGAGAACGAAAGAAACCUUUGUGGUUGAUGAUGAUCGCCGCAGAGAAGGAAGGAAUCGCCGAAGACGCCGGAGACCCGGCAGCGGCAGAUCCCCGGGCCGCCUUGCCUUCUCCUCCGCUGCUCUCCCAAAACCGACGUCUCCAUAAUUUCUCGUUCCCGACUCUCAGCUGGCGUGGCCAGCGCUUCCUCCGCUGCUCCAAACUUUCCGACGUCGCCACAACCGAGCCCGCUAGAUCGGCCGAUCAGGACCACCGGACCUCCCAGAUGAAAUCUUCCCCGCAGAGGCCGUUGCCGGUCGCCCGGGAUCCGAAGGAGGAGGCGAGAAGAGGGAGGGAAGGAAAGGAGGCGGACAAGGCAUCCUCUUGUGCGGCUACCGUGGCAGAGGCCACAAGACCCUGGAACUUGAGGACGAGAAGGGCCGCUUGUAAUUUCCCAGCUGACCGGUAUGGUAAUCAUGGUUCUAUUUAUGAGGCUACAGCGAUGGAGACGAUUGAUCCUCCGAUGAAGACGGUGAGGCUGCAAUCGGAUGAGUCGAAGAAGGGUGGGAUGGAGAAGUUCUCGAUCUCUCUGUCUCGUUCGGAGAUUGAGGAGGACUUUUUCGCUAUCAAAGGGACGAAGCCCUCUCGGCGACCAAAGAAAAGGGCUAAGAUUGUUCAGCGAGAACUAGACUCACUUUUCCCUGGUUUGUCGUUGUCAGAAAUAACCCCCGACUCGUACGAAGUUGUUGAAUAAGGUCGUGCAAAAUCCUUUCUGAGCUUGAAGAACCUGAUGAAGAGAGGCGCCUUUCCGGGAAAACCCUUAAGGUUUUCAAUUGCUGCCUAAUCCUGUACGCUUGCAAUCAUGGCAACUUGGUUAUGUAGCACACCUUGUUACUCUGUAAAUUAUACGGGAUUGACAACUUGCUGCUGCAGCAUUUCGAAACCAGGUGAAUGGACCAAAGUUUUGUGGAAUGAGAAGAAGAAAAGAGCUAAAGAAUACUUGUAUAAAUAUUCACAAUGGUCAUAGCAGGAAAUAAUAUGCUGUAAGCAUGAAAACUCAUCUUGAAUACUGAUGGGAAAUACUGUGUUUUUUUUUUUUUUUUUCUUUCACACAUGAUAAGCGGUGAGUAUAGGAUUCCAUCCCAUGACUUUUUUUAUUUUUUAUCAAUAGUCAAGGAUUAUUAUUAUUAACCUCCAUCUUAACAUGGAAUUUGGGAGAUGCUUCCAACAGGGAUCAUAGUGCAAAGUGAUGGAGAUUUAUUUUUAAGUGUCAUUGCAUGCAUAAUAGCAUCGGAUUGGUAGCAUAUUCUAGCAGCAAAGAUCUAAUUUGAGUGACCACAACAACUCAAGGUGGGGUUCCGACUACAGAUGGGCUUAUAAUGAUGGGCCACUCCCCGUUUUCCAUUGGGCUAAACAUCUCGCGUUAUACGUUACCCUCAGCACGUGACAGUUGCCCGUGUCUUGAAGCAGCAUACGGCCAUGGGAGACGGCGCAGGGUAGUAGGGAUUAGCGACUGCUUUCCACCGCCAUGGCAGCAGCUGUUUCUCCUCCUCUCGUCGGCGCAUCCCCGCUCCUUUCCCUCCUCCCACCACCCAGAAAACGAUCCGCGGUGCCCCGAGCCGCCGUCUCUGCCUCCGCCUCCGCGAGAGCCAAGGCCUGCUCGUACCAGCUGAGGGAAGGGCAAUUUCGCCGUUUCCACCGCCUGCCCUCUGGCCUGGCCAUAGAGGUCAUCUUCCAGGAGGCUCAGGCCGCGGCUGCGGCAGAAGAAGGUCUCCGGAAUCCGCCGCUGGUUUUCAUCCAUGGGAGCUUCCACGCGGCCUGGUGCUGGGUCGAGCAUUGGCUGCCUUUCUUUUCCGACUCCGGUUACGACUGCUACGCCCUCAGUCUCUUGGGUCAGGGUGAAAGUGAUGUUCCAUCAGGGGCGGCCGCUGGUACUCUUAAGACACAUACAAGUGACGUAGCUGAUUUUAUCCGAAAAGAAGUCAGAUCACCACCUGUUUUAAUUGGGCAUUCGUUUGGUGGCCUCAUUGUUCAGUCUUAUAUUUCAAACAUGACAUAUAGCUACUCCUCCGAACAACCAUCUCUUUCUGAGAAUCUCAUUGCACAUCCACUGCUUGCAGGAGCUGUACUUGUAUGUUCUGUGCCUCCUACAGGCAACAGUGGUCUUGUCUGGCGAUAUCUUUUAACCAAGCCAAUUGCUGCUAUCAAGGUGACACUCAGCUUGGCUGCCAAAGCUUUUGCAAAUUCAUUGCCACUGUGCAAAGAAACAUUUUUCUCAUCGACAAUGGAGGAUCACCUUGUCUUAAAGUAUCAGGAGCUCAUGAAAGCUAGCUCAAAGCUACCACUAUUUGACCUGAGGAAGCUUAAUGCAUCAUUACCUGUAUCUCCACCAGCAAAAGGCACAGUGAAGCUCCUCAUAAUGGGUGCAAGUGAUGACUUUAUAGUUGACACAGAAGGGCUCCAGGAGACGGCUACGUUUUAUGGUGUACAAGCAGUUUGCGUGGAAGGGGUCGCCCAUGAUGUGAUGCUAGACUCUAGGUGGGAGAAAGGUGCACAAAAGUUUCUAUCGUGGUUGCAGGAAUUGCAAAGAGAUCAGAUUUCUUGAUUCUUUUGAUGAAUCUUCAGAAGCUUCUUCAUCUCAGUGCACUGAAAGAAUCUUCUAAAAAAAUGUAACUAUUGGAAGUUUUGCCUCAAUGUACCUCUUAAAAUGUGCUCAAACCUCUCAGCCAAACUAUUAUUGUUCUUUUGUUGUUUCAUGUGUGGUUAUGACAGUUGAAAAUUUCCAUGACUAGUAUACUUUCAAACCUCGAGCUGCAA
Messenger RNA from Musa acuminata AAA Group (dessert banana), 2895 nucleotides. RefSeq lists its product as uncharacterized. NCBI's taxonomy places the organism in Eukaryota, Viridiplantae, Streptophyta, Magnoliopsida, Zingiberales, Musaceae. The record is from RefSeq and is a predicted model, not a curated record. Bases 1607 to 2683 code for a protein of 358 amino acids. The transcript is spliced from 11 exons.